Mus musculus (house mouse) is the source of this 3659-nucleotide messenger RNA. It is a transcript of the gene Nsl1, whose product is annotated as NSL1, MIS12 kinetochore complex component. The record is from RefSeq and is a predicted model, not a curated record. The transcript is spliced from 6 exons. Gene Ontology annotation, cellular component: kinetochore; nucleus. Bases 819 to 1550 code for a protein of 243 amino acids. Gene Ontology annotation, biological process: mitotic sister chromatid segregation. Lineage: Eukaryota; Metazoa; Chordata; Mammalia; Rodentia; Muridae.
AUUAUUUUUGUUUGUCCCUCUGCCGGGCCAGAACUAGAACCUCUGCUAAGGGCUUGGAUGGAUCAGCACACCUCAAGAGUGGUAGGAGAAAGGGGUGUUGAGACGACAAACUAAAGCUUCAUAGAAAUAGUUAACCGCCGUGUAAGAUGAGGAAUGUCAGUUCCAGGACGCUGGUUCGAAAGGGUCGCCAUAGACUAGGUACGGUCUGAGGAUUUGGGGGAGAAAAACUUGCGGGAAAGGAGACACGGCCCUCCCGACUCCCGCAAGCCCCAAGUCCCCCUCACAUACGUUGUCAAAGUCCGAGGCGGAGAGAUGGCAGUGACAGUCCACUAACCCCAAACCCAUAGCUACUCCUGCAGGCUUCUCGACUGCAAGCCAGGCGGCGGAACUCUGGGGCCGCGGAACCCGAGGCGGAACCUUGCGGCGGCGGCGGAUCGGGUUUCCAGUCGGACGCGUGCAGGAGCGUUCCAGGGAGGGAAGCAUCCUUCCGGUCUCAGCGAUUCCCGCCUUAGUUUAAACCGGGAAGAUGGCGGCUGUCUCUGAAACAGUGCUCGUCUCCGCCCCGCAGGACCACGAUGCCCAGGCCGCCUCAGACCCUCAGGCCACGGCAGCAGACUCUCCCCUAGAGGACUUCCGAGUGCGCUGCACCUUGAAGAGGGCGGUGAUGGAAGUGAUGGAGAUGUGCGGUCGCUUCGUGCAGGAGCUCGGGGCCGUGCUGCCGGAGGACGUCCGCGAGCUCGCGCUGCGGGACGCACAGUGGGUACGGACCCCUCUUUCCCGGUCCUCACCCAGCGCAUCCUGGCUCUGGCUCGGGGCCCAUGUCAGGCCUUCGCAGAUGGAACGAUGCCCAAGACUGGCUUGGGAAAUGCCAGGGAAGGCAACUAGAUGCUAGUGCCGCCUGGGUGCUGCUUCCUGUCAGGAACAUACAGGGCGAACACACAUUUGAGUCGGCUGUGCAGGAGAACGUCAGCUUUAACGGACAGGCCUGGGAGGAAGCUAAAGAGCAUGGCUUAAUGGAUUCUGACAUCAAAGUGCUUGAAGAUGAAUUUGAUGAGCUCAUAGUAGAUGUGGCAACCAAACGGAGGCAGUAUCCCAGAAGGAUCCUUGAGAGUGUCAUCAAAACCUUGAAAGCACAGCACGCGAGUCUGAAGCAGUAUCACCCUGUUGUACAUCCUCUGGACCUGAAAUGUGACCCUGACCCAGCUUCUCGUGUAGAAGAUUUGAAAUGCCGCGGAGAAGCCAUAGCUAAGGAAAUGAGUGAGGCCAUGAAGGCUUUGCCUGUGCUAAUUGAACAAGGAGAAGGCUUUUCCCAGGUCUUAAAGAUGCGACCUGUCAUCCAGCUACAGAGGAUCAACCAGGAAGUCUUCUCCAGCCUCUACAGGAAAGCUGACUCCAAGCCUGACACACGUGUGACACACGUAGAAACCACACCAGCCGAGACUGGAGCCAGGAAGGCCUCCGACAUUGUGCUAAAGAGAAAGAAAGCCCCAGACUGUGCCCAGAGAAAGCGCUACCCGCUGCGGCUGCAGAGAAUUAAUCUCGAUAUGUGAGCUCUGUUUGUUGAGGAGCUGAAAGUCAGUGUUGUCAACAUUUGGGUCACAGUCUGAUGCCUGAGUGACUUCAUGAAAGUGAGUGGCUCUGUCCAGGCACUGUACAGGUGCAGUGCGCUGCUGUGAAUCCUGGAAUACGGCUGAGUGCCUAGCUUCUUCCCUUGAGUCCCUGUGCAGUAGGUGAAGACUUCCCAGUCCUGCACAGACCUGUCGGUAGCCUCCGAUGACACCAGCUCUUGGCUUUGGCUGCCUUGCAGCUUUGAGGCAUCCCAGGGAUGUGCUCUGAGGGGUUUUGUUUUUAGCACAGCUUUCUGUGAGGCUCUGAGGUGGUUCCCUGUGGCUGGAUAGCUGGCAUUGGCUCUGCGUGGCCGUGUGUGCAUUUCCAGGCAGGUUUUCAGAUGAAUGCACAGAAAAUGGGCCUGGCCUUAAGUUUGCUCCAUGGUCAUUCAUUUGAGGUUUUAGAGUUUUGUAAGAUAAAUGAGAAGGCUAUUAUUUGUGCAGGAAAUGUUCUUAAAAAGAAAAUCUGGGGCACGGAGCCUCUAUUUCUUGCCUACGUUUUUAUUUCCAUAAAUCUUUUUUUUUGUUUUUUGGUUUUUGGUUUUUUUGUUUUGUUUUUUUCGAGACAGGGUUUCUCUGUAUAGCCCUGGCUGUCCUGGAACUCACUUUGUAGACCAGGCUGGCCUCGAACUCAGAAAUCUGCCUGCCUCUGCCUCCCAAGUGCUGGGAUUAAAGGCAUGCACCACCACGCCUGGCUAAUUUCCAUAAAUCUUUGAACAUAAUUUGACUGGAAACUGAUGGCUUCUUUUAAAGUCCUUAUUUCCAAAUAGAUCCUUCUAGUUCAAAGUACAUAUUAGGAUUGAUGGACGUGUCAUUUACCACAGAUCUAAGCAGAGUAAGUGUCAGACUCAGGCCGUGUCAGCAAACCUACACUGAGAUUUCAACACAGCCUCUUGCAGUGUGCCUGUGUCUCUUACCUGGUGCGUCAUAGGCGGGGCCGCCGAACUUGCCAUCUAUUUCCCUUUUGGGUGCUCACCCUUGUGGCCAUUUUCAGGGGAGUUGACUGAUCAUGACUCGGGAAUCUGUGUUGCCUUUGCUCACUGUGUCCUGAUGAUCACAAGCAUCUUGGUUUCUCUGCUUUUCUCAGCUGGGAAGCUUCAUGGCCACGCUGCUUUGUGGAGCUCGGGUUCUGUUUUACUUAAGUUAAUGAUUGCAUGGGGGAGUGUUUGGGUCUUUAAAGUAAUGUAUAAAGACCAGAAUCUUGGCACUGUGCCUGUUCCACCUAACAAGGCAUUCUUGGUGCUGGCUUUCGUGGGAGAGCAGGGUGGCGCUCUGCAUUUCAGCGUGAGCUAGCUCUCACCCUGAAACCAAUGUGCGACUCCAGAAGGUGACUGCUCGCACUGUGCCUUUCCAGGCAUUAAAGCGCUGUGACUGAUUUUGCUUGGGAAGUGCCCAAAGAGGCAAGGCUAGAGAGCAGACUGGGAGGCAGCAUGGUGGGAUUCCACUGAAGCAAGAGCUGUGCAGCAGGAUGGGAGCGUGGGCUUGGGGCAUCCUCCAGGCGACUCUGGCUGGACCCAUAAAGUCAAAUUGUGAAAGGCCUCUUUCCACACAUGGGCUGUGACUUAAAGCACUCGCUUAGUAGUAAGCUCUGAGAGGUGUUCGUCCUCAGUGCAGAAGCUAGGUGAUCAGAGAACUGCAAGCAUCCUUGGGGCCGGCUCAAUUCAACAGGAGUUCUUCAUGGGGGUUCUCUUCCCAGCAGGCCUGUGGUAAUUGUGAAGAUGUUUUUUUCCUAUCAUAACUUAAGGUGUGUGUGGCGGGGGUUGAGGUAGCGGUGUGUCAUCAUCUAGUGAUAGAUGUCCCGAUGGCUGGCACAGCUAACCAUCUGCCCCAAGGCAGUGAUGCUGUGGUGGAGAAGCCGAGGGGAGAGCAGACCAGCAGCAUAAUGUGGUGUGGCCAUUACAGCUCUCCCAGCCUGUGUGGGAAAUGCUGUUUGUCUUGGUUGUAGUUACCACUUGUCCACAUACCCCACUGUCAGUCUUCAUAAGACAAACUGCAAUGUAUGAACUUAUUAUAUAAAACAAUCCACAAAUAAAAAGGAAAUGUUAAUUGUAA